Messenger RNA from Colius striatus (speckled mousebird), 6956 nucleotides. It is a transcript of the gene PHKA1, whose product is annotated as phosphorylase kinase regulatory subunit alpha 1. The transcript is spliced from 33 exons. Lineage: Eukaryota; Metazoa; Chordata; Aves; Coliiformes; Coliidae. Gene Ontology annotation, cellular component: phosphorylase kinase complex. Gene Ontology annotation, biological process: glycogen metabolic process. Bases 74 to 3808 code for a protein of 1244 amino acids. Gene Ontology annotation, molecular function: calmodulin binding. The record is from RefSeq and is a predicted model, not a curated record.
UCGGUGCCCGCAGUGCCGGGUCGUUCCGCGCCCGCCGGGUCCCGCCGCUGCCGUUGCCGCCGCCGCCGCCGCCAUGCGCAGCCGGAGCAACUCGGGCGUGCGGCUGGACGGCUACGCGCGCCUGGUGCAGCAGACCAUCCUCCAGCACCAGGACGCGGUCACCGGCCUGCUCCCCGCCAGCGCCGACCACCGCGACGCCUGGGUCCGGGACAACGUCUACAGCAUCCUGGCCGUCUGGGGGCUGGGCCUGGCCUACCGCAAGAACGCUGACCGCGAUGAGGACAAGGCCAAGGCCUACGAGCUGGAGCAGAGCGUGGUGAAGCUGAUGCGAGGGCUGCUCCAGUGCAUGAUGAGACAGGUGGACAAGGUGGAGGCAUUCAAGUACAGCCAGAGCACCAGGGACUGCCUCCAUGCCAAGUACAACACCCACACCUGUGCCACUGUGGUGGGGGACCACGAAUGGGGUCACCUACAGAUGGAUGCCACCUCCCUCUACCUGCUCAUGCUGGCACAGAUGACAGCUUCAGGCCUCCACAUAAUUCACAGCCUGGAUGAAGUCAACUUUGUCCAGAACCUCGUGUUCUACAUUGAGGCAGCCUACAAAACAGCGGACUUCGGGAUCUGGGAACGCGGGGACAAGACGAACCAGGGCAUCACCGAGCUGAAUGCCAGCUCUGUUGGCAUGGCCAAGGCUGCCCUGGAGGCACUGGAUGAGCUGGAUCUGUUUGGAGCAAAGGGGGGCCCGCAGUCGGUGAUACGGGUGCUGUCGGAUGAGGUGCAGCACUGCCAGUCCAUCCUGCACUCCAUGCUGCCCAGGGCCUCCUCGUCCAAGGAGGUGGAUGCCAGCGUGCUCUCUGUCAUCUCCUACCCGGCGUUCGCUGUGGAGGACAACGAGCUGGUGGAAAUCACCAAGCAGGAGAUAAUCACAAAGCUGCAGGGGCGCUACGGCUGCUGCCGCUUCCUCCGGGAUGGAUACAGGACCCCCAAGGAGGACCCCAACCGCCCCUACUAUGAACCUGCUGAGCUGAAGCUGUUUGAGAACAUUGAGUGUGAGUGGCCUCUCUUCUGGGCCUACCUGAUCAUCGAUGGGAUUUUCAGUGGAAACAUGGAGCAGGUGCAGGAGUACCGGGAAGCCCUUGAGGGGGUUCUCAUCAAGGGGAAGAACGGGGUGCGUCUGGUGCCAGAGCUCUACAGUGUCCCUCCAGAGAAGGUGGAAGAGGAGUACAGGAACCCCCACACCGUGGACAGGGUACCCAUGGGCAAGCUGCCACUCAUGUGGGGACAGUCCCUCUACAUCCUGGGCUGCCUGAUGGCCGAGGGGUUUCUAGCUCCAGGUGAAAUAGAUCCCCUCAACCGCCGCUUUGCCACAGUCCCGAAGCCCGAUGUGGUGGUCCAAGUGUGCAUCCUGGCAGAGACCGAGGGGAUCAAGGCUGUGCUGAGGAAGGAGGACAUCGACGUGGAAACUGUGGCUGAUGUCUACCCCAUCAGAGUGCAGCCUGCUCGGAUCCUCAGCCACAUCUAUGCCCGUCUGGGCCGCAACAAGCAGAUGUGCCUGACAGGACGGCCCUACCGGCACAUGGGCGUCCUGGGGACCUCCAAGCUCUACAAAAUCAGGAAGAACAUCUUUUCCUUUACCCCACAGUUCAUAGACCAGCAGCAGUUCUACCUGGCUCUUGACAACAAGAUGAUUGUGGAGAUGCUGAGGACAGACCUCUCGUACCUGUGCAGCCGCUGGCGGAUGACGGGGCGGCCGACCAUCACCUUCCCCGUGUCCCACACCAUGCUGGAUGAGACUGGCAGCAACGUGCACCCCACGGUGCUGGCAACGCUGCGGAAGCUGCAGGACGGCUACUUCGGCGGUGCAAGGAUCCAGACGGGUAAGUUGUCGGAGUUCCUGACAACGUCGUGCAGAACACACCUCAGCUUUAUGGACCCUGGGCCAGAGGGUAAGGUCUUUGCCAGGAGCUACGAGCUCAGCAUGGGCAGCUGUGAGGAGCUGCACGCCGAGGAGUGGCUGCAUGGCUUGCAGGUAGCAGAGGAUGCAGACACGUAUGACGAGGUUGCUCAGUACCUGGACCACCUCCUGCAGCGCACGGUUCCUCAGUCCAACCUGCCUCCCACAGCCCAGCCCGGGGGGCUGAGCCGCUUCCGCGCUGCCGUCCACACCACCCGCGACCUCAUUUCCCUGGCGACCAAGGCCAAGGACCUUCAUGUGCAGAAUGUCGGGAUGUAUGUCCCCAGCAAGAUCUUCCAGGCGUCCCAGCAGUCAGUUAAGCUGCUGAGUUCACCUCACCAGCACGACGUGGAAGGCAAGAGCCACGCUCUCUAUGCAGAGAUGAACCUGCCCCACGAUCAGGACGGCAACGUGGACUGCAAGGCGCUGGUGGACCAGCUGCGUGUCUGCCCCACGCUGCAGGAGCAGGCAGACAUCCUCUACAUGCUGCACAUCCUCAAGGGCCCGGAGUGGCACACGGGGCUGGACAGCGAGCCCGGCCCCACGGUGAAGGAGCUGCUGACCGAGCUGUACGUGCGCGUGGGCGACACGCGCCAGUGGGCCCUGAUCCGCUACAUCUCCGGCAUCCUCAAGAAGAAGGUGGAAGCUCUGGAUGAGGCCUGCACUGACCUCCUGUCUCACCAGAAGCACUUGACAGUGGGGCUGCCCCCGGAGCCCCGGGAGAAGACGAUCUCUGCCCCGAUCCCCUACGAGGAGCUCGUUCGCCUCAUCGACGAAGCCAGCGAGAAGAACCUCAGCGUGGCCAUCCUCACCCAGGAGAUCAUGGUGUACUUGGCCAUGUACAUGCGGACGCAGCCCGCGCUCUUCGCUGAGAUGUUCCGCAUCCGCAUCGGGCUCAUCAUCCAGGUGAUGGCCACGGAGCUGGCGCACUCCCUGCGCUGCUCAGCUGGAGAAGCCACUGAGAACCUGAUGAAUCUCAGCCCGUCAGACAUGAAGAGCCUCCUCUACCACAUCCUCUCUGGCAAGGAGUUUGGAGUGGAAAAGAGUGUGCGAUCGGUCGACUCGUCCGUCACCACCGCGAUCUCCAUCCGUGAGGUGGGGGCUGUCGGGGCCACCAAGCCCGAGCGAGCUGGCAUUGUCAGUCUGAAGAGUGAGAUCCAACAGCAACUGGAUAAACGUAGGCGGUCUCUGUCUGGGAGUAAGCCCCUCAGUCUGCAGUCUGAGGACACCGACCUGAAGGCCUCUCUGUCCGCUGGGCACUCGGAGCAGCUGGACAAGGGCUCCUUUUGUGGAGGAGCAAUGCUGGAAGAGCAGGGCAGUAAGGACAGCCGGCAGGGCCAGUGGCAGCGGAGACGGCGGCUGGACGGGGCCCUCAACCGUGUCCCUGUGGGCUUCUAUCAGAAGGUCUGGAAGGUCCUGCAGAAGUGCCAUGGCCUCUCCGUGGAGGGCUUCGUUCUCCCCUCUUCAACAACCAGAGAGAUGACCCCAGGGGAAAUGAAGUUUGCCGUGCACGUGGAGUCAGUCCUCAACCGUGUGCCCCAGCCAGAGUACAGGCAGUUGCUGGUGGAGGCUAUCUUAGUGCUCACCAUGCUUGUGGACAUGGAGGUGCAAACCAUCGGCAGCAUCAUAGCCGUGGAAAAGAUCCUGCACAUGGCCAAUGACCUCUUCUAUGAGGAGCAGAAAGCCCUGGGCGCUGGGGACUGCAUGCUGGAGAGGGACCCUGCGACGGGCGUCUGCAGCCUGCUGUACGACAGCGCGCCCAGCGGCCGCUUCGGCACCAUGACCUACCUGUGCAAGGCCGUGGCCAUGUACGUGUACGACUUCCUGCCCCCCGACGGCUGCUCCAUGCAGUAGCCUCGCAGCAGCUCCGGCUGCAGCUCUCACGGGAGGGUUGUUUUGUAGAGCUUCUGAAGAUGAGCAGUAGGGUAGUUUGCAGUCAGCACACGUGUGGCCAGCGGCCCCUCGAGCCCUGGCCUCAAGCUGGGGGAGCAAGCUCCCCGAGGAGCUGCAGAGGAGGCACACACAGCACAGCAGGCUGACCUGCACAGCACAGCAGGCUGACCUGCACAGCACAGCAGCUGACCUGCACAGCACAGCAGGCUGACCUGCACAGCACAGCAGGCUGACCUGCACAGCACAGCAACUGUCCUGCACAGCAGGCUGACCUGAACAGCACAGCAACUGUCCUGCACAGCACAGCAGGCUGACCUGCACAGCACAGCAGGCUGACCUGCACAGCACAGCAGGCUGACCUGCACAGCACAGCAGGCUGACCUGCACAGCAGGUGAGGGCAGGCAGGGAAAGGCUGAGCUUUGAAGCCUGCUUGGACUAGAUGCUUCUGCCUGCACAGCUCCUCCUGGGCCUCACCCCCUGGAGAGGUCUGUGUUUGAGGGAGAUGGGAAGGGGGCCCCCUCACCAGCCAUGUGUGCUUGACACUGCAGCUCUCCCUGCCUCUAGCAGGUUUGAGGUUUUUAACCUGUUCUGUGCUGCUUUUUAUUCCACAUCUGCAGGGUUUGUACUAGUGUAGGCUGGAGCUCUUGUUCUCCCUGCUACUGCUGGAAAAGCCUUGUUAGAGGAAUAUCUCUCCCAGGAUAUCCAAAAUCGCAGCAGCCUACCCCAGGCACAGCUGUGCUGCUUGGAAGCAGGCAGCUCAUCAUGCCCCACACAGGGAUCUUGUGUGCAGAGCUGGGGAGGCUGUGCAAGCCAGGAGCAUCCCAAGGUAACAGAUCCUUGUUACAAUCAAGCUGUGAGGACACAGCUUUGGCCUGGCUGGGAGAUGCCAGUAGCCCCUCUGUCCUGUCUACUCUAUCCCUAUGCCCAAGUCACAGGUUCCUGAGUUCAUAGGUGUGCCCUGUGAGGCUGCUUGGCUUGGCAUUAGCUGUGCUGUCACUGAUGUGCUCUUAACACUCAUCCCUGCCUCUGUCCCUGCUCCCACUGAAGGGAGGUGGUGACUUGAGAGUGAGUCUCAGCUCUGCUCUGUUCUAUAGGGACUGACAGGGAUCAGGCACACACACCACAAAGUGGUGGUGGGAGUCGUAGAAUAGUUGGAAGGGACCUUUAAAGGUCAUUUAGUCAACCCUUCCUGCAAUGAACAGGGACAUCUUUCAAGUAGAUCAGGUUGCUCAGAGCCCCAUCCAACCUGACCUUGAAUGUUUCCAGGGAUGUGGCCUCUACCACCUCUCAGGGCAACCUGUGGCAGUGUCUCACCACCCUCAUGGUAAAGAAUUUAUUCCUUAGACCUAGUUUGAAUCUACCCUCUUUUAGUCUAAAGCCAUUACCCUUGUCCUAUUGCAACAAGCUCUGCUAAACAGUGCAUCUUUUCCACAAGCCCCCUUUAAGUAUUGAAAGGCUGCAGUACAGUCUCCCUGGAGCCUGCUGUUCUCCAGGCUGCUGACCCUCAACUCUCUCAGCCUUUCCUCCAGGCAGAGGGGUUCCAGCCCUCAGACUGUUCCCGUGGCCUCCUCUGGACAUGUUCCAGCAGCUCCCUGUCCUCGCAGUGCUCCAGGGGAUCUGACCAGUGUGGAGCAGAAGGGGAGAAUCCCCCCAGUGGCCUGUCUGGCUGUGCUGCUGUAGCCCAAGGCAGGGCUGGCUUUUGGGGCUGCCAGUGCACUUUACCUGCUCAUGUCCAGCUUUUCACCCACCCUUUAUCCCCAAGUCCUCCACGGGGUUGCUCCCAAAACAGCCAUCUCCCAGCUUGUAGUGAUCCAGGGGGUUGCCAUGAGUCAGGUGCAGGACCUGGCACUUGGCCUUGCAUGUCAUGAGGUUCACAUGAGCCUGCUUAUCAAGCUUGUCCUGGUCCCACCUGCCAUCCCAUCCCUAAGGUGUCAACCACGCCAGUCUGCUUGGUGUCACCAUCUAACUCGCUCAGGGCACACGUCAUGCUGCUCUGUCACUGGUUAUAUGAAACAGUACUGGUCCAAAUACACACCCCUGAGGGACACCACUCGUUGCUGGUCUCCACCCAGACAUGAGAGCUGUUGACUGCUACAGUCUGGAUGCGACUAUCCCCUGUUCACUGAACAUCCAUCCAUCCAUCCAUCUCUCCACUCCAUCCAUCCACUUCAUCCUUCUCCAAUUGAGAGAGGAGGAUGUGGGGCCAUGACAAGGCCUUACAGAAGUCCAGGUGACAGCUAUAGCUCUUUUGUCUCUGGAUGUAGUCACUCAAUCACAGAAGGCCAGUAGGUUGGUCAGGCAGGAUUUGCUCUUGCUGAAGCCAUACUGGCUGUCUCGAGUCACCUCCCAGUCCUCCACGGGCCUUAGCAUGGCUCCUAGGAGGAUCUGUUGCAGAUGUUCCCAGGUAGGGAGCUGAGGCUGACCAGUCAGUAGCUCCCAGGGUCCUCCUCUUUCAUGUGCCAUGUUUCCCUUUUUCCAGUCACCAGGGACUUUGCCUGGCUGCCCUGACUUCUCAAAUCUCACGGAGAGGGGCUUGGCAACUCCACCAGCCAGUUCUCAGGUCUCUGGGAUACAUCUCACCAAGUCCUGCAGACUGAUGUAUGUUCAGGUUCCUUGGGUGGUCACGAGCCUUAUCUCUACAGGGGGAGGGAAGCUGCUCCCCUAGUCCCUGUCUUACAACCCCAUCCACUCGAGAGGUAUGGGAAGAGAGGUAGCCAGCAAAAACAGGCCGAAAAAGAGAAGAGGAGAACAGCUGUUGUCUCCUUAUCUGUUGUUACCAGUUUGCUAGUGUUGUUCUUAGGGCUUGUGGUUUCUCUGACCUUCCUUUUCUGGCUGACGUGUCCAUAGAAGCCCUUGCUACUCUGUGCCUCUUGCCAGGUUCAGCCACAACCGUGCCUUAGCCUUCGUGCCUUGGGCAAAUUAAUUUAUUACCAGUCGAAUUAGAGUAGGAUGAUGAGAAAUAAAACUAACUAUUGAAACACCUCCCCCCAGCCUCCCUUCUUCCCAGGCUUCAUGCACAGGUUGUUUCCUUCUUCCCCCUCGCUGUGGGGGAGGUCUCCUCACCCCCUGCCUCAGCCUGGGGUCCCUCCCGUGGGACACCUUCCUCAC